Lemur catta (Ring-tailed lemur) is the source of this 1185-nucleotide messenger RNA. RefSeq names its product serpin family B member 13 (gene SERPINB13). The record is from RefSeq and is a predicted model, not a curated record. Bases 1 to 1185 code for a protein of 394 amino acids. NCBI's taxonomy places the organism in Eukaryota, Metazoa, Chordata, Mammalia, Primates, Lemuridae. The transcript is spliced from 7 exons. Gene Ontology annotation, molecular function: serine-type endopeptidase inhibitor activity.
AUGGCUUCACUUGGCGCAGCCAGCACUCAUUUUGGGUUUGAUCUUUUCAAAGAGCUGAAGAAAAGAAAUGACAGCAAUGUCUUCUUUUCCCCUGUGGGCAUCUCAACUGCCAUCGGCAUGCUCCUCCUGGGGACCCGAGGAGCCACCGCAUCCCAAUUACAGAAGGUGUUUUGCCCUGAAGAAGAUACUGAGAAUUUAAGAAGAAAGGCUGAAGAAAAAGAGGUGAGGAGACAUAUUGAGAAGACAGAAGAGAUACAUCACCGAUUUCAAAAGUUUUUGACUGAAAUAAGCAAACUGCCUAAUGAUUAUGAACUGAACAUAAGCAACAGGCUGUUUGGAGAGAAAACAUACCUCUUCCUUCAGAAAUACUUAGAUUAUGUUGAAAAAUAUUACCAUGCAUCUCUGGAACCUGUUGAUUUUGUAAAUGCAGCAGAUGAAAGUCGAAAGAAGAUUAAUUCCUGGGUUGAAAGCCAAACAAAUGAAAAAAUCAAAGACCUGUUUCCAGAUGGUUCUCUCAGCAGCUCUACCAAGCUGGUGCUGGUGAACACAGUUUGUUUUAAAGGGCAAUGGGAUAGGGAGUUUAAGAAAGAAAAUACCAAGGAGGAGGAAUUUUGGCUGAAUAAGAGUACGAGUAAAUCUGUGCAGAUGAUGACACAGAGCCAUUCCUUUAGCUUCACUUUCCUGGAGGACUUGCAGGCCAAAAUUGUGGGGAUUCCAUAUAAAAACAAAGACCUAAGCAUGUUCGUGCUUCUGCCCGAUGACAUAGAUGGUCUGGAGAAGAUUAUAGAUAAAAUAAGUCCUGAGCAAUUAGUAGAGUGGACCAGCCCAGGGCAUAUGGAAGAAAGGAAUGUGAAUUUACACUUGCCCCGGUUCCAAGUGGAGGAGCGUUAUGACCUUGAGGCGGUCCUGGCCGCCAUGGGCAUGGGAGACGCUUUCACCGAGCGCAAAGCCGACUAUUCAGGAAUGUCCCCACGCUCCGGGUUGCAUGCCCAGAAGUUCCUGCACAGCUCCUUCAUCGUGGUCACUGAGGAAGGCACUGAGGCUGCAGCUGCCACCGGUGUAGGCUUAAAUGUCACAUCAGCACCAGGUGUUGAAAAUGUUCACUGUGAUCAUCCCUUCCUGUUCUUCAUCAAGCACAAUGAGUCCAACAGCAUCCUCUUCUUUGGCAGAUUUUCUUCUCCUUAA